GCUUGUACGCCUGUCACCUUAAUCCAUAUAAAAUUUCCAUUCAUUGUUUUCAGCGUCGCUGAAGCUUGGCCGUGUAUGUGAUGGUUUUCUCUUGUUGUUACUUUAUCUGAAACGUGCGAAAAUCGGUCGCCGUCGUGUGUAAGUUACACUGGCAGUUUAGAAAGACAAUUUCAACUUAAACAUACUCUUGUGUAACCCUGAAAAACACACGACGGUGGUCCUCGCGCAUCUAUUGGUCGAUAAAGCAGCCAGUGCACGUGAUGCUCUUCCCGUAGAAACUAGAAAGUUUUAAGAGAGGACACGACACACUUUAAUUACGAGGAAACGGUGGUUUUCGUACGGGUUUUCUGGCGCCUCUCUUCCACUUCUUCCCCGAAAUCGUUUAAAAAAAUAUAAAUAAACAAGUGAAUUGUGACAAUCCCAAGAUUACUUUCUAUAAAGAAACUUUUUCCAAGUUGCUAGAUUCGGCUUAGGCAGACUCCCAGCACAAUCCAGCAAGACCUAUCAUGAGUUUGAGUACACUCUUAGAAGCCGCAAGAUUUUUGGAAAUGCAAGAGCAACAACACAAUCGAACGACGGUCGCAGCUGAGACAUUGGCCACCAUGCAACCAGUGGCGCCGAUCAUUGCCAAACCGAACAUGAAUCAAAACGGUUUGUCGACCAUUUCGCUCACGCAGAGCACUUUCAAGACCGUCACCGCUAAUUCCUCGCCACAGACCGUCGUCAUUUCCUCGAGCAGUAUUUCUCCUGGGAUUUUGCAGGGACCUAUUGCUAUAUCGACUUCUCCGCCACAGACGGAACAAUUCUAUUUUCAGUUGCAAAUGAAGAAAGAACAAGACGAGCACGUUUCAAGUACGACAGUGGCCCAAAUUUCGCGUCAAAGAGUACUACACAACAGCUUCGACAUAAGAAAUUCCAUAGGCAGUAUCGAUGGUAAUUCGGAUGGCAAAAGAAAGCAACCUCCUCUGGUGUUUAGAGCUGGUACUCGGGAGGUUCAUAAUAAACUCGAAAAGCACCGUCGCGCGCAUUUAAAAGAAUGUUUCGAUAUUUUAAAGAAACAAUUGCCUACGACGCAAGACGAGAAGAAACCGUCAAAUCUUAGCAUACUUCAUUCGGCUUUGAGGUAUAUCCAGACUCUAAAGAGGAAAGAACGCGAGCUGGAACAUGAAAUGGAAAGGCUGGCAAGAGAAAAAAUCGGUGCUCAACAAAGGUUAGCCGUUUUGAAAAAGGACAUUAUGUCCCAUUACGACAACAUCGACUUCUCUAAACUUCUUCCCGAGGGUAACGUGAGCCCUGGAAUUAAUAUAUCCAUUAGAGACGAAAUAUCAUUCAAAGAUGACUUUCACGAAGAACUGUCCACAAACGGGAAUUGCAUACAAAACGGGGAGAGUCCCGAGCUGACGGCAAUACCGAUUUUGACUAAAGCAAACAUUCCUGUAGUCACUCAGAAUUUGACGACACUCAAAGCAGAGGUACCACAACCAGUCCAAACCACAGCCCUUUCGAUGCUUCCCAUGUCUUACCCGGUGAACCAGCUAAACCAAGGUCUGGUACUGCAAAAGGUAGCGCUCGUUCCAAAGGGUCUGGACCACCACCUUACGCCUUUGGUAUCCACUCAUUUCAUUACAACGCCGCAACAAAUCAACGGCAAAGUGGUACCGCUCACGCAGUACCUAGUGAAGCCCGUCGUCGUCGUAAGUACCGCUUCUCCGCGUCCGAGCUAGUGGGGUUGAUGGUAAGAUAACAAAAAAAAAAUGUAACGAAACAUGUCGUUAAAGGAGGGAAAUUAAAUUCUGAGGAAUGACUGAUGAGCUGCUGUUGAUUUUCUAUUUAUAUUGUUAAUUCAGAUCUGUAGUAUUUUUUAUAUUGUCUAAAUUUUAUUUAAUCUGAUUGUACGGUGUACUGGGGGUUCGUUUUAAAGUAACAUUUGAAUUAUGUUUAUGUAUGUAUUAGCCCAAAAUGUAAGUUUGGUAUAUAUGUGAUAAUUGUCUAUAAAACAUGCAGGUAUGGUUUUGUUCAAAGAUAUUUUUUUGCUUUUUUUGAAACUGGCAGUACAAAUGAUCCAGUCGUAUGGCACCCUGCAGGCAGGUCCAGGAUCUGACUUUAAUGUUACGAUUUAGUUUAUAAUUAGGUUUGAAAAUAUCUCGAGAGGAACGAAAAACAUAAGUACCUACAUAUUGCAUUGCAAAAGACAAAGGUUUUAUAAAAUAUAGCUAUUACUUUUGAUAAAAUAUACAACCAAAAUAUUAUACAAGGCGUUCAUAUUUUUCAUAUUUGAAAAUUUCAAGUUGAUAUCAUUUUUCGUUUUUAUGAUUUUUUUUAUAUACAAGUCCUUACCCGGAUUUAGAUUUUUAUUUCUGGAUCUUUCUUAUUUUUGAGCUUUUUGAAAAAUAUGUAUGUUCUAUAACCACAGCUAUAACUUCUAAACACAUUUAAAAAAUAUAUCAACUCAGGAUUUACCAUGUAUACAGGGUGGACCACCAGAAACUCGAUGUAGGAAAAAUUUGAAAAUUAGGGAACUUGCUUAUUUUAAAUGAGACACGCUAUAUAUUAUUAUAUUUGUUGAUUUUACUGAAGAUUCUAGGCAGAUUUUAUGUCCCAUAGCUAUAUGAAAAAAUGUAUUUUUGACAGUUUUUCAAUAUCAUUUUAAACUUUAUUUUUGUUCUCCCUGUAUGAUAGGUUAUCCAAAAUAUGCCCGGUGGUCCACCCUGUAUACAGGGUGAAUAUUAAGUUGAUACUUUUUAAUUCAUACAAUUUUUCGUACACAAGUUCAGGUCCGGUUUCAGAUUUAAUAAUUCUUUAUCCAUGUUAUUUUUGAGUUUUUUCAAAACAGUCUUUACACCGUUAAAACGUAUCAACUUAGGAUUAUCCCUGUAUAGAUAUAUUAAUAUUACUGAUAUUUAAUUGUGAAUGACGAAACAUUUUUUUCUGAACAAAACUGUAUCCAGUUUAAAGUAAAUCCAUUCUACACUUCACACUUUCUGAUUAAAAAUGCUCAUCUGGGGCCCUAUUCUCGAAUGUCUAUUUUUAAAUGUCACACGCGACAUUGAUGAAAUGUCAAAUAAGAACGCAAAAACGUAUUCUGGAAUGGCGAAUUCGACAUUUGUUGUUAGACAUAAAGUCGAGUGGUAUUCAACCAGUCGACAUUGUAAUGUCGCAUGCCUUUUUAAAUAUAAUGUUAUGAGUGUCGUGACAGUGACAGUUUAUAUUUAUUUUUAAGAGAAAUGAAAAUAAGUAAUGUACAAAUUGUUUUUGAAAAUAUAUGAAAUGAUUAUUUACAAUUUCUCCUAAUUUAUCCAUUAUUAGUCCUGUCCAGUAUCGGAUUGGGCCGUCGGUCUACCGGCAAAAGACCGGUAGGCCUUCGUUUAAGCUGUGGGCCCUCGUUCGGGCAGUGGGUCCUCGUUUGGUUGGGUCCUCGUUCAGGCACUGAGCCUCAAUCAGUGGACCUAAUUCAGUGAGCCUAAGUCAGUGGGACCUCAGUCUGUGGACCCUUGACAAUAAGAAAUGCGAAAUAAACCUUGGAAAAAAUGAGGAUGGACACAGUAGUUCACCUCCAACUAACAGGCCCCGGAGAGGCAAAAUAAUCUGAAGUCUGAAGCAAACAGGAGAGGGAUAAGCUGCAGGCAGUGCUACGGCAAACGCUACCCUCAGCAAACCCCCUCACUCCAAACAAAACAAAAAAGGCCUAAUCAAGUCCCUAGACAGCGACGCUAGUUCAGCCCCCACAAGAAGCUGGAACACGACGCAACUAGGGACAAGAAAAGAGGUAACGCCCUGGAAGGUGAAAAACCCAGACAGGACCACAAAGUUCUGUCUGGGAUAAGCUACAAGGAUGCAGCUACGAGCCACCUGAAAGUAGCUAUAAUAGACAAGGAUAACCCUUAUGGUAAGAUAACUACCGAAAGAGAAAUCCUUGUCAAAAAGACACUGAUGAGAGAGCUGGACAAACCAAUCUUGUCCGCCUCCUGCAUCAAAACCAAGCCAUCCACAUUCAGGUCUUGGUCGCACUCUGGUGAAAUUAUUAGAGUAACCUGCAACGAUGACCUGACGUUGGAAUGACUAAAAACCAAGGUACUAACCUUAAAAACAUGGGAAGGAGCAACACUCGCAGUUGUAAGGAUGGACGAGCUCCCCAAGCUCACCAAAGCCUCUCUCUGGAUCCUAGGGGAAGCGCAAGCUGACUUUGACGAAAAAGAGGUUGUGCUUAGGCGAGUUGAAGGGCAAAACCCAAACUUGCAUGUGGCGAAAUGGUGCACCUUCCACCAUGAAAUCAGAAAAGACCCUAAGGGCCAUCUUUUCUUCUUCGGCAUCGGAGACGAAGACAUGGGAACUCUAAAGGCCAAAUCAAUGAAGAUGAGCUAUGCGUUCACCUCAUUGACUAUAAGGCCAAAGGUCGAAAAAGAGGCUGAAGCGGGGCCCAGUAAGUAAUUGUCUACUGUAAUAUACUCGUAUUGUAUAUUUCUAUCCAAUGUUGUCAGAUGUUAUCAUUCGCCAAAUAUAUCACCGAUUUUAAAAUCUCUAUUUGUCUUUGAGAAUACGGAUAGUGUCAGUCGAUCGACAUUUUAAUAGACAUUAGCAGUAGACAUUAUGACUAAUGCGACAUUUUUAAUAGACAUUCGAGAAUAGGGCCCCUGAAGUCGAAUCAGGCUUGCUCAAUGUGAAGUAUGUAAAGUUGUUUUCAUCUUUUUGUUUUACUAUUACGUCACCCUCUUUGUGUCCUCUAGUAAUUUCUAACAAGUAGAUUUAAAAACAGUACAGGUUUAUAAUUUGAGUCAAAGACUAACUAUAAGGUACUCCAACUAUCAAAUGGUUACUAUUGAACUAGUAUAUUGACGGCAAAAAAUUGAGGUUCAGUUUUAACCUAUCAAUCACUUUUGACAAGUUAAAAAUACAACUUGAGUCUAAUUUUCAAUAUAUAUUUAUUAUUAUCAUUUCCCACUUGACGUUAAUUUACUGAGAGAUAAAAAAACGGCCGCAUUCAGCAGAAGCAAUCGAUUUAUGAUUUUCUGCUGAAUGAUAUAUAAAAGAGCGAUUAGUAAUCAAAUGAUGAGUUAUCGGCCGCCAUUUAAAACAUCGAAUUUGAAAUUCGAUUAGUUAUCACAUCGUGAUUAGAUUUAGAACUCAUACCAACUGAAGUGAAUGUUUUGUGAUGGUGCCACUGAUCUGUAUUAUUUUACUGGAUAAGAUAUAGCCCCCUAAAAAACGUUCCGAAAAAUUGGCCGAUUUGGGCAAAAAAUAGGGCGGACCGGAUGUUAUUUAACCUAACCUCUAUUUCCAUUUGUCAUUUAAUUGUGUCAACAAGCUACGAUGAGAUGUUUUUAUUGUGGAAAACAAAGUAAAAAGAGUAUGAAAUAAACAAUAAACGUUCAUUCCUGAAGACAUAAUAUGCUUCACGUUUCCAUUUUUAUAUUUUCUUUCAUAAAAAAUCAAAUCAUGGGUGAAAUUUCCCGAAGGACAUCGCCCGCAAAAGGAAUAGAAGAAGAAUAAGAAGGAAAACUAAUCAAAUUAUAGGUUAGGUAUGUCAAAUUAUCCCAAAUUUCAGUUCUGUGAACCCACCAUAAUUUGCCCAAAUCGGCCAGCAUUGUUGCACUUCCGGUCUCCUUGGUGGAACAAUUUUUUAGUAUGUUAAAUAUAGCCUAUAUCCUAUCAAGUAAAAUAAUACAGAUCAGUGGGUGGUGCUCAUAACUCAUAACCUUAUUUUAUGUUUAUUUUAAAUUCAUUUUGAAGUGAUAUAUUUUUAUAACAAUAUGAAAUAUAUUGUAGUUGGUAAUGAAGUGUUGCACAAUGCAUUAAAAUCAGGCAAAUACAUUAAUUUAUAAUUAUGUAGUUGAGUAAUUUAUUUGGUGUUUUAUUUUAAAUUUUGUACCUAUGUUUUAGAUGAUGACUUUUUGCUGAAGUACAUGUCACUUUUAUGUCGCCUUUCGAAGUGCCUAAAAAGUUCAUUCAGCAGAUUCACUAAUCGCUAAGUUAUCGUUUGAUAAUCGGUUGCUUCUGCUGAAUGCGGCCAAUGAACCGCCAUUUUUUGCCGUACAGUGUUGUCAGAGUUGAAACAUAACCAUCCUCAUUAAUAAACUAUAAACGUCAAUUUAUGACAGUUCAUAAGUUCGGUAUGAAUACCAAACAUUGUUUCUGUCAAUUUAUGCGAACCUAACGUUAUGCAAUUGUCAAUUUUAGCCUCAUUUUCUUUUGUUUUUAAAUAAGAGUUGAUUUACCUUAAAUAUUUGGUUUUUUUAAUUUGAAUUCUAAAAAUUUGACACAUUUCACUCUAUAAUAUUAAUUAGUAUUUUUAGAGGUUACUGCGAAAGUUAUUUUUUUAUGAUUUUAUGCUGUGUUGUUAAAUAAUCUCUUGUGAAUAAAUCUCGGAACUAAAAUGUCAUUAGGGCAUAAAAUUGACGACAAAAUGCAGUGACUAUCCCUUUUAAAUUCUUAAUGUUCCUUGGUGAAAGUCAUUAUAUUGUUAUAAUGGAAAUGCCAGAUAUGUCGUUAAAUGUUUUUUUUUUUUUUUUUUUUUCAAAAUAUAGUCUUUCUUCUUUUUAGCUG
Psylliodes chrysocephalus is the source of this 6540-nucleotide messenger RNA. NCBI's taxonomy places the organism in Eukaryota, Metazoa, Arthropoda, Insecta, Coleoptera, Chrysomelidae. The record is from the annotation of a GenBank genome assembly.